AUCGUGGAAAAUGUCCACACUGCAGAUGAGGCUGAACACCAGCGAAGGAGCUGUGGAAGAACUGAAGAAGAAAGGCACAGCACUGGCAGCUGAGCUUCCGUUCCUGCAGACACGAUUAAGAGCCAGUGAACGCACAGUGGAACAGCUGAGGAGGGAGAACACAGUUCUCUCUGUGAGGCUCUGCAGGGCUGAGACAUUUAUGGACCAACUGAGAAGACAUGUGUCAGUGUGUAACAGUUCAAGUGAUGACUCUGAAAACCAAGUGGAGCAACUGACAACAGAGCCUGAAGACAGUGUUUCAGCGCUGACGGAAAGACUGAACAACAGUGAGCGACAACUGGGCGAGCUACAGAGGUCAAGCUCAGAUAUGAUGAGUCGCCUGAACAUCUGUGAAAAAAGUCUGGAAAAACUUGAGUCCAACCACACAGAGUUGCAGGUCAGAGUGAAUGUUGGUGAGGAGCAUCUGAAAGAUCUGGCAACCAAACAAACAGGUGGUUAUGUUGAGCUGUUGGCUGUAGUCCUCAGACUAAACAGCAGCGUGGAGCAGCUCGAUCAGCGAAGUAUGCAGAACAAAGGUGAAGCCUUCAAAGAUGUCCACUCAUCUGUGGCCUCAGAGUCGUGUCUAGUUUGUCAAAUAAUGUCAAUGUUUUCAGAUGCUGUAGUGAAACUAGAAUUUGUGACAAAAGACGCGGCCUCUGAUGAUACAAUGAUGACUGAGCGACGCUCUGAAGAGCUGGAGGUCAACCUGUCGGCUGUUCAGUCUGCAGUGAGAGAAUUAAAGGGAAAUUAUCUGGAAGAUAUGAUGAAAAAACAAGAAGAGUUGGAGGUCAGAGUCAGUGUCGGUGAAGAACAGCUGGAACGUUUAACAAUAAAACAAACAGGUACAAAACUCUGGAAGAUCCAUAAUGGUUCUGUGAGGAACAAGUUCAAAACCAAAAAACAAACAAACAAAAUAGCAUUUAUGUUUUAACUGCAGGAGGUCAAGCCGAGCUUUCAACUGUGAU
This is a messenger RNA of Cynoglossus semilaevis (tongue sole), 1004 nucleotides long. RefSeq names its product paramyosin-like. The coding region runs from base 11 to 970 and encodes 319 amino acids. The record is from RefSeq and is a predicted model, not a curated record. The transcript is spliced from 10 exons. Lineage: Eukaryota; Metazoa; Chordata; Actinopteri; Pleuronectiformes; Cynoglossidae.